GCGUUACACGACACAUGUAUGCAAAUUUUAGGAAGAAGUUCUCUGGCCAAAAGUUGAAGAAUCUAAUGUGGAAAGCUGCUGCAAGUACAUAUCCCCAAGCUUGGGAAAAAGAGAUGCUAAAUAUGAAGGAAGUGAAUGAAGGGGCUUACAAAUAUCUAAUUGUUAUCGCGCCAAGGUAUUAUUUAUACAUUAUGAAUACAUUGAUCACUUGUACAGUGCAUAUAACAAUGAUUUAUCUUGCUUGUAACAGAUAUUGGUCAAGGUCUAGAUUUACAGGUAGGUCAGUUUGUGAUAGUCUAACCAAUAACAUGAGUGAAGGUUUUAAUAGUGUGAUUCUUGAGGCACGAGGAAAGCCCAUUAUAANCAUGCUUGAAGAAAUUAGAGUUUUCCUCAUGAAAAGAUGGGCAACCAAUAGAAUGAAAUCAUGUAAUAUGGACUUUGAUAUCUGCCCCAAGAUUAGAAAGAGACUUACAAAAGAGGCCAAUUUAUCAAAANAUUGGAUCCCUAGUUGGUCUGCUGAAAAAAUAUUUGAAGUUAGGCAUUAUGCACAGAUUACAAACAAGUUUGCAGUUAACCUGGACAUCCAAGAUUGUACGUGCAGGAAAUGGCUUCUUACUAGGAUCCCAUGCUGCCAUGCAAUUGCAGCCAUGAAGUUCCUAAAUUUAGAUCCAGAAAACUAUGUACCCAUUUGGUUCAGACGAUCAACGUAUGAAGAAGCAUAUGCCUCCAUCAUAUUUCCAAUGAACGACCACCUGUUAUGGGAAAGAACACCCUACGUAGACGUCCUCCCACCAUUCAACAGAAAAUUACCUGGCAGACCAAAGAAGAAGAGAAGGUUGGAGCAAUGGGAGCUAAGAAGGGAUGAGACCCAGAUGACCAAAGGUGGCCACCGGAAGAAAUGUAGUAUUUGUCGUCAAGUUGGACAUAAGAGAAAUAAAUGCCCUACUCAACAUCAAACAGACCUACCAGGACCAUCCCAACCACCACCCCAACAACCAACUGAGGAAAUUACACAACCAUCCCAACCACCUGCUGAGGAAAUGACACAACAAUCUGAACCCCCACCAAUCAGGCCCGACAAGUUACCCAUUAGAAGACAACGUCCUUUAUAAUGUUCUAAAAUUGUUGUACUUUUGUUUAUUUGGAUUUGGUCAGUUGUGUGGUAAACA
Messenger RNA from Vigna radiata var. radiata (mung bean), 1169 nucleotides. RefSeq lists its product as uncharacterized. Gene Ontology annotation, molecular function: zinc ion binding. NCBI's taxonomy places the organism in Eukaryota, Viridiplantae, Streptophyta, Magnoliopsida, Fabales, Fabaceae. The record is from RefSeq and is a predicted model, not a curated record. The transcript is spliced from 2 exons. Bases 15 to 1112 code for a protein of 365 amino acids.